This is a messenger RNA of Ostrinia furnacalis (Asian corn borer), 397 nucleotides long. RefSeq names its product protein singed wings 2-like. The transcript is spliced from 2 exons. The coding region runs from base 46 to 381 and encodes 111 amino acids. Lineage: Eukaryota; Metazoa; Arthropoda; Insecta; Lepidoptera; Crambidae. The record is from RefSeq and is a predicted model, not a curated record.
CCUGUAUACGCCUUCGACAAGGCGUUUCAGGUGAACAACAACAUAAUGCACGUGUUCCUUGGUCACAACCCUUGGAGGUGUGACUGCCACUUUAUCCCGCGCUUCCAAGGGCUCCUAUUGAAGUACAGAAGGGUGAUACGAGACUUGCCCGACAUCAGGUGCUCGAAAUCAGAUGACAAAACGACAUCUUUCGUACAGAUCAGCACGAUGCCUUUGGGAAACGUUUGCAAUAGCGAGAUGGAGAUGCCCAUUAGCACCAUCAACGUCGUCAAUUUGGUGCUUCUAGCUUUAAUCAUGAUGGUGUUAGGGAAGUUCUUAUACGACUGGCGAAACUUUAAAGCUACGGGAAAGCUACCGUGGCUGUCUUCGAUACUACCGUGAAUUAAAUUAUCGUUGA